UCGAUCAACCGAUAACCCAAGCAGCAGCAUCACCAUCAUCCAUCUCACCAAGCAGCAAACAGUCAAACCUCAACAAGCCAACAACAACCCACGAUGUCCUUCCUCAACCGAGUCGGCAUAGGCUCAAACAAACUGACCACCAACACCAACAGCAGUGCCAACAACAGCAACAGUGGAAACAGCAACGGCAAGCCGAGCUCAUCAGCCCCCUCCAGCGCCACCUCCCCACAACAGUCCACCAACAAAUCACCCACCUCGCCCGUCGUCGCCACCAAUUCUGCCGACCCUGCUCAUCAGAGUCUGCCCAGUACGCUCAGUAACCUCUCGCUCAGUAAUCAUCCUCGCGCUAUCACUCCCUGUGCACCCUCCGGAAAGGCCCUCUACCUCUGCAACCCUUUCGUCAAGGCAGCUCUCGUCAAGGGAAGCUUUCGAACGAUCGUCUCCUUACCCAGAUAUUGUGACGUCAACGAGUGGGUGGCAGUCAACUUGGUGGAUUUCUUUAAUUCGUUAAACUUGAUCCUCUCUCUCACUACUGAAUGUUGCAAUGCCAACGUCUGUCCAACGAUGUCUUCCGGUCCAGGGAUGGAUUACACUUGGACUAGUAUGACGGGAGGGACGAAAAAACAAGUAAAAGUACCUGCCCCACAAUACAUCGAUUACGUGAUGACCUGGGCUGAGAAACUACUAGCCGACGAAGCCACUUUCCCGACCAAAGCCGGCCGCGAAUUUAACCCAAACACCUUCCCCUCAUCGGCUCGUCAUCUCUACACCCAAUUCUUGCGCAUCUUCGCUCAUCUCUAUCAUGCCCAUUUCGACCAUUUCGUCCAUUUAUCUUCCGAAGGUCAUGUGAAUUCAUUAUUUGCUCAUUUCUUACAAUUCGGUGUCGAGUUCGACUUAAUAGAUCCCAAAGAAUUGCGAGCUCCCAAAGAAGGAUCCCCAUUUGUUGUCGGCGACUUAUUGGACGCCUGGAAAAACAUGGGUAUCUUGACUUGUUAACCAUCUCCUCUUCAAACAUAACACCUCACUCAACAAAAUUGAAAACACACAUAGACAGACAGACAGGCCAACUAGAUUCAUGAUUGUCCUCCUUGUUUUCUUUUAUAUCCUUCUUCAAUAUGCUUUUCAAUCAAGGCUUGUUUUAGCCUGUUUGUCUGGUUACACAUGCACAACAUGCAUAUUUUUUUUCUUUUCUUUUGCUUUGUACUUGUAUUUAGUCUUACUUUUUCCUCCCCCCCCUUUGUUUUGUUGUCCCUGUUUUUUUUUGUCUCUUGUGAACAAACCAUGAUCAUUUGAGAUGAACUGUGUAAAUAAAUAUGAUUCAACAGAGCUUGAUCAUGAAUUGGCUUGCACUUUUGUUUUGUGGUAAGUCUGAGUAUUUCAUGGGGCUUGUAGGAUCUCUUCAAG
This is a messenger RNA of Puccinia graminis f. sp. tritici CRL 75-36-700-3, 1404 nucleotides long. RefSeq lists its product as uncharacterized. Gene Ontology annotation, cellular component: nucleus; cytoplasm. Lineage: Eukaryota; Fungi; Basidiomycota; Pucciniomycetes; Pucciniales; Pucciniaceae. The record is from RefSeq and is a predicted model, not a curated record. Gene Ontology annotation, biological process: positive regulation of protein phosphorylation; signal transduction; cell division. Gene Ontology annotation, molecular function: protein kinase activator activity. Bases 94 to 996 code for a protein of 300 amino acids. The transcript has 6 exons.